AUGGAGGAUGACCUUGAUCAGACAGAACAUGAUGAGGAUAUGGGUGCAUUUGAGGAAGAUUCAGGAGAGCUGCGUAACGAUAAAGAUCAACCCCAUAGCUCAGCAGGCCCACCUGAACCACACAACCACUUGCCUACAUCAGCACCAGACUGGUGUGUAUGUGGAUAUUGUAGACCCAUGACACAGGAGAUAGAAAAUAAAUGCUGCAGACAAAAGAAUUGUAUUACACUAACCUCAAGGUUUGCUAAAAUAUGCUUAGACCCAGAUGUUUUGGAGUUAUGUAUUCGAAACACUGGGGACAUUCGCAACGAUCAGGAGGAUAAUAGUACCCGAGCAUUUAGAAAAGCUGGAUGCAGACAGUUUGUAUUAGCACCUCAUGGCCACCUCGGAAAGGGAAAUAGAAGAGUUUGCCCAUCUUGUGUUGUGUUAAAAAUACGGGGACGAUAUCCAUCUGUCACAGGAGUUUAUAUGGGCUUUAGGGAGCACUGA
This is a messenger RNA of Paramuricea clavata, 489 nucleotides long. Lineage: Eukaryota; Metazoa; Cnidaria; Anthozoa; Malacalcyonacea; Plexauridae. The record is from the annotation of a GenBank genome assembly.